AUGGUGGGAAUUGCUGGCGAAAGGACACACCGCUACCGUUUUCUUCCAGUGUUUUCGACAUUUAUUCUAACAAUUGCGAUUCCCAAGAUUUUCUUUGGCUACUCCAGUUUUGAAGCGUCAAUCGUUGGUAUUGCAGAGCUGCUGUUUCAGUUCAAUAACUUCGUUGGAUUGCUGAUGUUUUGGAUACAUGAUGAUAGUUUAAAGUGUUUAAUUGCGUGUGGUCGUAAAUUGACGGACGAAGUUUUUAACAGUGGCCAACACGGUAUGGUGCAGUUGUUAACGUUCCAGCACAAGCGGAUGCACAAAUUCACAAAGUAUUACUGCAUGCUUAUCUCCUGUACUGGCAGCAUUUAUGCUUGUGGUCCUAUGUGCGCCACGUUCUGGUCUUACUACCGAUCGAUACACACGAACAGCACAGUACAUCACAUUCUACAGAUGGAGGAGAACUUCUAUGGGCUUGCGAUUCGUUCCUCAUUUACACACUACCUUUUGUACGCCGUCACGAUGGCAUUUGUAUCCUAUGUUUGCGCAUACGUUGGCAUUGCGAAGAUCUUGGCUUGUUUCAAUUUUAUAAACUAUUGCAUCCUUUAUUUUGAGCUGGUAGCAUUGAAAUUACAAAACGAAACGCAACGCCGGAUCGAUCGUAACGGGGUUAGAGCGAUUGUUACGAUGCACCAGCAGACGCUGUACUGUGCCCGCUUGUUGGAAAUGAUCGUGUCGCCCCUGAUGCUGAUGCAAGUUAUCCUAUGCGUCCUUAUGUCGAGUUCUAUGAUACUAUAUUUCACCUUUGGAGACAGCACUGGACAUAUGAUAAAUAUCUUUAUAAUCUUGCUGGUCGUCACCACAGAAACUCUCGGAUAUUGUUAUUUAGGAACUCGAUUGUCAAUGCAGAGCACAAAGAUCGCUCACAUCGCGUACAGUGCAAACUGGGAGCAACAGUCAACCGAGACGAUGAAAAACCUCCAACUGAUCAUGUUGCGCGCACAGGCACCCAUCGGUAUAACAGCUGGCAAAUUUUGCUAUAUCGAUAUGGAACGAUUUACUAUGUUCUUCAAGAUUCAUCGCCCACCAUAA
Molecule: messenger RNA, 1074 nt
Organism: Anopheles marshallii
Lineage: Eukaryota; Metazoa; Arthropoda; Insecta; Diptera; Culicidae
Product: odorant receptor 94a-like
Exons: 5
Coding region: 1-1074 (357 amino acids)
Biological process (GO): sensory perception of smell; detection of chemical stimulus involved in sensory perception of smell
Cellular component (GO): plasma membrane
Molecular function (GO): odorant binding; olfactory receptor activity
Source: RefSeq, a predicted model, not a curated record